Volvox carteri f. nagariensis is the source of this 1143-nucleotide messenger RNA. RefSeq lists its product as uncharacterized. The transcript has 5 exons. The record is from RefSeq and is a predicted model, not a curated record. Lineage: Eukaryota; Viridiplantae; Chlorophyta; Chlorophyceae; Chlamydomonadales; Volvocaceae. The coding region runs from base 1 to 1143 and encodes 380 amino acids.
AUGUCGGAGACAGUUGGGCGGGCCCAUCUGACGCGGCAGGCACUUUCCCCUGAAAAGUUAUCAGUCCUUGGAAGGAUCUGCGAGAGAUUGCAUCAUUUGGUAUCACCUGUCAACGAUUAUGGCCUCGAGAUACUGGAGGCGGCGAGCAAAGCUAUUCAACAGCACGGCUCAGAAACCCAUUCCCUGGCCGCUGCAAUGGUAAAAUCUGGAUUUGAGGCGACGAUUCGGAGCGCCCGAUCUGAAACAUCCCGCGGGGAGCAGGUGUCAAUGUCCCUCCGCCAUGCUUUCAUCCUGGUUCGCGGCACCGGCGAAUUCCGCGGCAUGGAAUUCAUCGUGGAGCCCUCCCUGCGGCAGCACUUCUCCAUCCCGCACCCCUCACCCGAGUACGACUACGUGUUGAGCCGUACACCCGACGUGUUCGUGGGGGGUAGCUGCCGUCUGGUGCCGGUGGUGCAGCUGCUGUGUGCGCUCAUGGCCGACUCCUUCCAGCGACAGGGCCUGCCCUUGCCACCCUGGCGCACGGAAACGGCAAUGAUGAGCAAUCUGUCGGGCAGUUUUGACGACCCUAACUCAACCGCAAUACGGAGCUGCGUCAAGGGUUGCCCGGUGACGCCUGAGAUCCACAGGAACCUCUGGGAACGCAAGCUUGCCGGUUGUGGCCGCGGUCGCGGCCCCGGCUUUUCAAGGCUGCCGAUCGCCGCCGCCGCCGGCGGCACCGCCACCGCGCCGCUCAACAUCGGUCGCGCCGUCGCCGUCGAAGGCUCCUUCGUCGCCAGGGGGUUUAACUCCGGCUUCGGAGAAAAGUCCGAUGCACGAACAGAUGUCGUACGAGAGGCACUUGCCGGUCCGGCCGCCGGUGGUCGGCUUUUAGCAGGCAAGCUGCAUGAUGCUCGCUCGGCGGACGUCGGGUCCGGCUGUCGUACAUGGACUGAUGCCCGGAUGAGUGGAUACUACGUACGAGACACCGGCGCCAAUGCGGCCAACGUCGCUGCCAAUGCCGCGGUCGUCAAGACUGCCGCCACCGCUGCAGCCGCAGCCCGGUCUGAGCCAAGGACCCGAUUGCGCAACGUUUCGCUCCUGACUACUCAAUUAACGAAAGCUCCAGGGCAUCAGCUGUCGGCGGUGGCUGAGGUGAAUACUUAG